AAUAAAAAAUAAACAUUUUUUCUCGAUUGUAUAUAUAAAUCUCCAAACUUUGAAUAGUUCUGUGAAAGCUCUGAAGCUUUAAAGCUCUUCUUCCUCCGGUUGCAAAAAUGAGAAAUCUGGAAAUAGCGUUAACUCCAUCUCCACCAUCUCUAGUUCCUUCUUUCAACUACAACUCUGUCGCACGAAGCGUCGGAAACGAAGUCAGAACAAGCUUCGAUGUUCAGCUUUUGCUAAGGAAACCCAAACACCAAAAAUCAGAACCAGUCGUCGUGAUUCAACAACCACAGAUUCAGACGACGCAAAAAUCAAGUCCUCGUUGUUCGAUUUCUGACAUUCUCAGAUUAAUGGAUACUCUUUCUCUACCUGGAAACGAAGACCUUUACUCUUGUCUUGCUAAAGAAUCAGCCAGAGAAAACGAUCGACGUGGAGCUUAUGAGCUACAAGUGCAUAUCAUGAAGUCUAGUAUAAGACCCAGUACCACUUUUGUCAAUCGUCUUCUUCUGAUGCACGUGUCUUGUGGGCGUUUGGAUAUUACACGCAACAUGUUCGAUAAAAUGCCUCACAGAGAUUUUCAUUCCUGGGCUAUUGUUUUCCUCGGUUGUAUUGAAAUGGGUGAUUACGAAGACGCUGCUUUGCUCUUUGUGGCGAUGUUGAAACAUUCUAAGAACGGUGGUGCUUUCAAGAUUCCGUCUUGGAUUAUGGGGUGUGUGUUGAAAGCGUGUGCUAUGAUUAGAGACUUGGCGUUGGGGAAACAGGUUCAUGGUUUGUGUCAGAAGCUAGGGUUUAUUGGAGAAGAAGAUUCAUAUCUCUUGGGUUCUUUGAUACGUUUCUACGGUGAAUUCAGGUGUUUGGAAGACGCUAAUCUUGUGCUACACCAGCUCUCCAAUGCUAACACUGUUGUUUGGGCGGCGAAGGUUACUAACGAUUAUAGGGAAGGGGAGUUUCAAGAGGUAAUCCGCGACUUCAUUGAAAUGGGUAAGCUCGGGGUCAAGAAGAACGUCUCAGUGGUCUCUAAUGUUCUAAAAGCAUGCACAUGGGUGAGUGAUGGUGGGAGAAGCGGGCAACAAGUGCAUGCGAAUGCUAUAAAGCUCGGGUUUGAAUCUGACUGUUUGAUCCGAUGUCAGUUAAUUGAGAUGUAUGGGAAGUAUGAGAAGGUGAAAGACGCGGAAAAGGUGUUCAAGAGUAGGAAAGAUGAGACAAGUGUUAGUUGCUGGAACGCUAUGGUCGCAGGUUAUAUGCAGAAUGGGUUUUACAUUGAAGCCAUUAAGCUUCUCUAUCAGAUGAAAGCCACUGGCAUCAAAGCAGACGACAUGCUUUUGAACGAAGCCCACUUUCAGAUAUAACAAACUAUAGAUAAAGAAAUUGAUGAACCUGAUAUGUAAAUAUUAUAUAUAUAUAAGAAAA
Molecule: messenger RNA, 1404 nt
Organism: Capsella rubella
Lineage: Eukaryota; Viridiplantae; Streptophyta; Magnoliopsida; Brassicales; Brassicaceae
Product: pentatricopeptide repeat-containing protein At1g31790
Exons: 1
Coding region: 108-1343 (411 amino acids)
Biological process (GO): RNA modification
Molecular function (GO): protein binding; RNA binding
Source: RefSeq, a predicted model, not a curated record